AUGUUUGAGACAACAACAGAUGCGGUACAUCCGCGGUUUACAAAGAAACCUGCAUAUCCUCUUAGUGGUUUUAAAAUAGCGUUGGUCCAGCUGGCAGUGGGGCCAGAUAAAUCAAAAAAUGUGGCACAAGCUGUGAAGGAAAUUCACUUGGCUAAAGAAAAAGGUGCCCAGUUGGUAGCGCUACCUGAAUGUUUCAACUCACCUUAUGGCACUCAGUUCUUUAAGGAGUAUGCAGAAGAAGUACCAUCUGGUUCGACUUGCCACGCCCUGUCCAAGGCGGCGGCGGAAGCAGGUGUGUGCGUCAUAGGCGGGACCUUGCCCGAGCGCUGCGGAGAAAAACUGUACAACACCUGUACGGUUUGGGAUAACACGGGAAAAUUACUAGCGCGACAUAGAAAGAUGCAUCUCUUUGAUAUAGACAUUCCAAACAAGAUUACGUUCAAGGAAUCGGACGUGUUGAGUGCCGGGGAUCAGAUAACCACAUUCGAGUACCAGGGGAUCAAGAUAGGUCUAGGCAUUUGUUACGAUCUGCGCUUCCCUGAGAUGGCGCGGCUGAUGGCCGAUCAAGGAUGUUCGCUGCUGGUAUACCCGGGCGCGUUUAACAUGACGACGGGUCCGCAGCACUGGGAGCUGCUAGGGCGCGCGCGCGCCGUCGACCAGCAGCUGUGGGUGGCACUGGCUGCCCCGGCGCGAGAUCCUGCCGCGCACUACGUGUCCUGGGGCCACUCCACACUUAUAGACCCCUGGGGUGCCGUGCGCGCGCAUCUCACCGAUCAGCCCGACACUCUCCUUGCCGACAUAGACCUUUCCACCGUGGACGAGGUAAGAAGCCAAAUACCUGUCAGAGUUCAAAGAAGGACUGACAUUUAUGAUACCAUACAGAAGUCAUAA
Molecule: messenger RNA, 891 nt
Organism: Parnassius mnemosyne (clouded apollo)
Lineage: Eukaryota; Metazoa; Arthropoda; Insecta; Lepidoptera; Papilionidae
Source: the annotation of a GenBank genome assembly